AUGUUCAACGUCUUUUUACUUCCAUUUUUUUUUUUUACGCCUAAAAAAACUGUCGUUAUCAGGUUUCAGCAGGAUAAAUUUACAAGCCCAGUGAAGCAAAAUGAUGACAAUUUUUACAGGCAUGACAGAUCAUCAGAUAAGAAAUGGAAGUCCCUCAUUUCACACGCUCCUUUCUGUCACCAUCCUCACCAAUCGUCAACCCACCAAGAUAGAUCACACAAGUCGGACCCCGUCUCGAAAAAAGAACUCCAUCCUCACGAAACACACCAGCAGCAGCAUCAGCAGCAUCAGCUGCCACAACACCAACAACAGCAGCAGCAUUUAUCUUCCGCCAGAUUGUACACGGGCCAUAGUGACAAGCCAAAAAGUCUGAUUCCGAGCACCCUGCCGGCAUCAGCUAGCUUCAUUGCCCCGUAUAUAACUGGAACCACGCCCAGUGGCAAAAUCAUUGUCGACUCACCCUACUUUGGUUUGAGCCUUAGUGCCAAGAAGCCCUACAAGUGUGGCACGUGCCGUAAGGGGUUUGCGCAGCGGGGUCACUUGAUCAACCAUGAGCUGGGUGGCCGUAAGCACUUCUUCUGCACGUUUUGCAACAAGGCGUUUUCGCAGGAGAUCAUCUUGCGCAACCACAUACGGACACAUACAGGUGAGCGGCCAUUUCAUUGUGGCUACUGCAAUCGGACAUUUUGCCAGGUGACAGAGUGGAAGAACCACGAACGGACGCACACAGGUGAACGACCCUUUAAAUGUGCUCUCUGUCCGAAGGCGUUCUCCCAACAAGGCAACAUGAAGAUUCACAUGCGCACCCAUUCGGGGGUGAAGCCGUACAGGUGCGAGACCUGUGACAAGUGCUUUUCGCAGAAAAACAAUCUGCGCAAUCACAUUCGGACACACACAGGGGAGAAGCCCCACCGGUGUGCCGUUUGCCACAAGUCCUUCGCACAGGUCACGAACCUGAACAACCACGAGCGCACGCACACUCUUGAGGAACUUCGGCAGGUUUUCAUCCCGCACCAUGCACCAAACCCUCAACAGUUGCAGCCACAGCACCCCCCACCCGGACUUGUUCCGUCAUCAUCACCAUCCUCAUCGUCAGCCAUCUCAGUAUCCCUUCCUGCAUCCGUGGCAUCAUCUAUAUCCUCCCUGUCGUCUUCUGCUGCCCUACCCUCAACCGUGCGUCCCCAAGUGCUGAAGAUUCCGACCACCUGGAUGAUGUCCAUGACCACGGCAGCACCCGUCUCCUCAUCCAUGUCAUCAUCCUCCCUCCCAUCAUUGUCGAACUCGUCUCCCUACUUGCAACCACCACAUCCCCACCCACAGCAUCAAAUGCCCCCAGCAUCACACCUCCCUCCCUUACCCACAAUUCCAAUGCCCCCUAACUGGCAAAAUGGAUACACCAGUUGUUCAGCUCGCGGCCUGCCGACAUCUAUGCAGUCGCCUGUCCCUUCGUCUCCAAGAUGGAGCACUUCGGUGGGUAUGGUUGGUGCACAAAAUGCGUUCCCAGGUAUGCUUCUCAUCCCGGAUGAUAAAAAUGACACACAAGAUCUCCCUGAGAAUCUAACACGGCGCUGGCAAAUAAACUCUUGA
Molecule: messenger RNA, 1587 nt
Organism: Acanthosepion pharaonis
Lineage: Eukaryota; Metazoa; Mollusca; Cephalopoda; Sepiida; Sepiidae
Source: the annotation of a GenBank genome assembly